ACUCACAAGAAAAAGGGGAUUCAGGAAAGCUCCUUUGCGCCGCGCUGAGCGUAUUUAUAGCAUCUCAUAUUUGGCUCAUCUGGAUUUUUUUUUAUUAUAAUCACGUGACCAAUUUAUUCCACUGUCGGACAAACUUAAUUCUAACUUUCGCUUCCAAUCUCUAUAAUUACUAUUACUAUUUAAAACGCUUCUGCACCCCGUUCUCCCCAUCCGAUCCCAGCCAAUCUGCAUCGACUGCGUGGACCAGAGGCAACGUCCACAGACGUCCCCCUGCCGUGAACCACCGUUUUGCGUGCAGGCUGCUCUGCUCAGGCCUCGGCGCUCUGCGCGCAACAGCAACGCCGCGCCGCGGCCCCGAUCAGGAAGUGAAUUUGAAGAAAAUAAGCGAGUGUGUGGAGGUAGAAUGACAUAGAGGGGGAGAGGUGGGAGAGAAGCAAGCAGAGGAAGAAGAGACUCGCGGAGGGAGGGAUCGACCCCGGUUCUGGACCUGAAUUAAGCUGCUCCCCUCUGGGAUACACUCCAUCCUAAAAAUGCUCAUAAAGGAAUAUCGAGUGAUUCUUCCUAUUUCCGUUGAAGAGUACCAGGUGGGCCAGCUGUACUCUGUGGCCGAGGCCAGCAAGAAUGAGACGGGUGGAGGCGAGGGAGUGGAGGUGCUCAAAAACGAGCCCUACGAGAAGGAGGGGGAGAAGGGCCAGUACACGCACAAAAUCUACCAUCUGCAGAGCAAAGUGCCGUCGUUCGUCAGAAUGUUGGCUCCAUCUUCAGCCCUCAACAUCCACGAGAAAGCCUGGAACGCAUACCCAUACUGUCGCACCGUUAUUACAAACGAGUACAUGAAAGAUAACUUCCUGAUCAAGAUUGAGACAUGGCACAAACCUGACAUGGGGCACCUUGAAAAUGUGCACGGUUUGGAUGCAGAGACCUGGAAAAAGGUGGACGUCGUCUACAUCGAUAUCGCAGAAAGAAGCCAAGUGGAGCCAAAGGACUACAAACCAGAGGAAGAUCCCUGCAGGUACAAGUCAGCGAAGACGGGGCGAGGGCCCCUCGGCCCGGACUGGAAGAAGGACCUUCCCAAGAGGACAGACUGCCCACACAUGUGUGCCUACAAACUGGUCACUGUCAAGUUCAAGUGGUGGGGACUGCAAAACAAAGUGGAGAACUUCAUUCAGAAGCAAGAGAAGCGCCUGUUCACCAACUUCCACCGUCAGCUGUUCUGCUGGAUCGACAAGUGGAUCGACUUGAACAUGGAAGACAUCCGCCGCAUGGAGGAGGAGACGCGCAAGGAGCUCGACGAGAUGCGGGUGAAGGACCCAGUCAAAGGGAUGGUGGCUCUGGAGGACUGAGGCCGGGUCGGAGCGUGAAUGCUGCUGCUCAUCGGACCAGAACACCCUGACACCAGCGGAUUCACAUCCUCCCCCCUCGCCCGGACGCUCCAACCCCACCGCCCCUGGUAUAUUCUGGUUUUCAGGGACCUGGACCCAGUUAUCCUGCAGUUUUCCCUUGAGUACCAUCUAUAUGUUUUCUCGUCAUGUUAGGAACUGCUCUGAGGCCUCCAGUAGCAGUAGAGCUCAUCCGUCUGCUCCUCCUCCCAGUUUCUGAGCUGUUUUAAUCUACAGAGAAUAGUAUCAGCAAUUUAGGAUUUAUUUAUAUUUAAGAUAUUCUGAUGGUGUAUAUACAAUAUACAGUAUACUGAGGAGCUGAAUAAUUGUAUUAAAAUAUAUAAAUAUAUAUAUAAUAUAUAUAAACAGGGUUUUUAAAAUGAUUUGUCUGUAAGUUUGUCCGUGGAUGUUUAUUUUUCCGGCUCAAGCUGUAUCCGCUGUGUUUUUUUCUUUUGCUCACUUCCUCCACUUGUGUCAUACUUUAUGCAGUGUUCCCUCUUUGUCCUUGGACUCGAUUUGCAAUUCCACAAAGCGCAGCCGUCUGAGGGUUCCGCUGCUGAUACUGGAACCCUGACCUUUUUGCCGUAUCUCCCUUAAUAUGUUGCUUUUCUGCUGCUUUGUGAACUCUUGUGCGUGUGCACAUGCUGAUGUGUGUGUGUGUGUAUGUGUGUGUGUGUGUGUGUGUUUUGGUAGCAUCCGUCUGUAUUUUUCCCAUCCUUCUUUCACUGGACCAUUUCAUAUCUCCUUUCAUUUUAAAGGACUGAUCACACAUUCACAGAGAGACAGUAAUCUCGCGUAUCACAUGGCUUAAGGGCGGCACAGCACACUUUCCUUGACAGUUUACCAGAACAACCCUAAAUCUUUUUCGGUCUAAUGGUCCUUCUGUCGCAGAUCUUCCAGCCUUUCAGUGUAAAAGUCCUCAUGGCGGCAACACUGGCGACCUUCAUGGCCGCGCGGCUCCUCUUUCUUUGUGUAGAUAAAUUUAUUGUUCUAAACUUUACCCAAUUUGUAUGGAAUCGUGCCCCAUCACCCAUUCUGUCACACUCCAGUGGAUAAAUGGUCUUAUCCAGCGAUAGCAAUAACUACCAUGACAUGUUGGUCUCUUUUGUAUCAUGCUAAAUAUAUAUAUAUAUAUAUAUAUAUCCUACUCUGCCGUAUAUUUCUAUUGUGCAGUUUUAGUAAGAGCUCCAAGCUCAGAGUCAAGGAUGCUUGUUUGAUGACUUAGUCAAUGCUGGAUUUGUUGUGUUUCUCGUCGGGUGCGGCCGGUGUUCUGCUGCUGCUAUCUGCGUAUCUGUCAUAGGUGACUGUGUGCUUUUUGGUGCGUGCGCGACACACACGGGCGCCGUGCGCUAUCGUAGCUCGUCCCGGAGCCGAUCUGGUGCUGGCUGGUUGGAAAUAACCAGGGUAAAUGUGCGCAGCCCUUCGCUCCCCUCCGCGGCGGCCUCGCGCUUUCGAGCCAUUAUUUAUUAUUCCCACUGUUUGCUUCACAUCCGUCUCUACGUAUUUUUUACCACGAGGGAGAAGAAGCAGGAUCACUGCUACCACAUCAAGUCUUUAGAGCGACUAAAGCGCUGUAUAAUAAAAUAAAUCCAAAAUUCACCUUUUGGUUCUAGACCAUAAGCAUAAUAAGUAAGAAAUGGCAGUUUCUACACAGUUCUAUGAAUCAGUGGGAAGUAAGUUAUUCACACAAUCAUUUAAACUCCCAUGAAGGACUUUAAGCAUAUAGACCUUUUUUAAGACAUCUCCGAGCAUCUCACUGUCUGUGAUGGGGCUACCAGCUGAAUCGUGGAGAUUUGUGGAUGUACUCUAUGUAUUGACUUUGUAAAUAGUAAAUAAAUUAAAGAUGAACACACAUAUAUAUAGCUCAGACUGUCCUGCCAGGCCCACAGCACACCGGCCAGACUUCACAGCUCACCGCCGUAGACACGAGACGAGUCGCUCCAACGCGCUGGGUUCCUUUUGCAGCCGUGGAGCUGAGCUGCUGUUUGUAGCGGGUAAAAGUAAUAAAAAGCGCUCACUGCUUCCGCCCCCUUUUGCGCUCUUCCCCUCCAGGGAGCACAUCCCGGCGGCAGGACAGUGUAUAAGUAUAUAUUUUUGUUCUGAAUGUUGUUGUACCUCUGUUGUCGGUCUCUUGAACUACACUCGCGUCUCUCACUGAAAAGGAGCAAAUAACGGCAGCUCGGGUCACGUCGUCGAUGCACGUACUGGAUCCUCAGCGCCCGUCGGUGGCGAGGAUCAGGGGGAGGUUACGCAUUACGGAGCAGCUUCAAUCAGGUGCUGGUGGGUCAGGGCUUAAAGCUACACUGAAAAGAAAAUCAUUUGAAGAUAUCAUUUAAAUGUGUGAGAGAGCACAGUUUAACAGAGACAAUCUUAUAGAUAACCGUCGUUAGAUCCUUCGAUUUAUAAUGAAAGUAUGAAACCAAAUGAGUCCACAGUCCCAAAUGUUAAGUCUCUCUCUUUCUCUCUCCUUCUCCCCCCCACUCCUGAUAACCUGUCUCCUGUUUUCUUUUCUUUUAUUGUGAAUUUGUGCCUUUUUGUCAUCUUUUCUUCCAAUAACACUACUGUACAUUGGAGACAUAAAGAAACGAAUAAAAGAAGCAAAGCAACUGUACCUGGA
Messenger RNA from Betta splendens (Siamese fighting fish), 3996 nucleotides. RefSeq names its product phosphatidylinositol transfer protein, alpha b (gene pitpnab). Gene Ontology annotation, cellular component: cytoplasm. Gene Ontology annotation, biological process: phospholipid transport. Gene Ontology annotation, molecular function: phosphatidylinositol transfer activity; phosphatidylinositol binding; phosphatidylcholine intramembrane carrier activity. The transcript has 12 exons. NCBI's taxonomy places the organism in Eukaryota, Metazoa, Chordata, Actinopteri, Anabantiformes, Osphronemidae. The coding region runs from base 531 to 1343 and encodes 270 amino acids. The record is from RefSeq and is a predicted model, not a curated record.